AUGUUCAAAAACAUUCAGGAAGGAAAGCGAUGUUAUCCCGGCUGGGCGGGGCUGCCACGGCUUCCUCCGGGGCAGCAUUCCCCUCAGAUAGCUCGUCAGGAAACAGCAGGCAGGAUGAGACGCAUCCCCAACACCCUUACAGUCCUGACUGUGCUGACUGUGCCAAUGAUCUUGGUAGGGAACAAGUGUGACUUGGAAGACGAGCGCGUGGUGGGGAAGGAGCAGGGCCAGAAUCUGGCAAGACAGUGGAACAACUGUGCCUUUUUAGAGUCCUCUGCUAAGUCAAAGAUCAAUGUCCUUGAUAUCUUCUAUGACCUGACCCCCCCUCCGCCUCCUGCCCCUGCAGCAGCUCUGAGCCAGUUAGAGGUCCAGAGGGCGACGGGGCAGGGGCCCCCGUCAGCAUGCCCCGGGGUGGUGUCUGCACCCCCACACGUCCAAGCUCACACGCUGGCCAGCCCAUUGAAGCAGCACUAA
Menidia menidia (Atlantic silverside) is the source of this 474-nucleotide messenger RNA. The record is from the annotation of a GenBank genome assembly. Lineage: Eukaryota; Metazoa; Chordata; Actinopteri; Atheriniformes; Atherinopsidae.